AUGACUGAUCAGAAGCGUGCUCCUCGCUUGAAUGAAAGGAUCCUUUCGUCCUUAUCUAAAAGAUCUGUUGCAGCGCAUCCUUGGCAUGAUCUUGAUAUCGGACCAGAGGCUCCUCAGGUCUUCAAUGUGGUCAUUGAGAUUACAAAGGGAAGCAAAGUGAAAUAUGAACUCGAUAAGAAAACUGGUCUCAUCAAGGUUGAUCGCAUCUUAUAUUCAUCCGUCGUCUACCCUCAUAACUAUGGCUUCAUCCCUCGAUCCCUAUGCGAAGAUAAUGACCCCAUGGAUGUACUAGUUCUCAUGCAGGAACCUGUGGUGCCAGGAUGUUUUCUUCGAGCUAGGGCCAUUGGGCUGAUGCCUAUGAUUGAUCAGGGAGAGAAAGAUGAUAAAAUUAUUGCAGUUUGUGCUGAUGAUCCAGAAUAUCGCCACUACACGGAUAUAAGCCAGCUUGCCCCUCAUCGUCUGACUGAAAUCCGCCGCUUCUUUGAGGACUACAAGAAGAAUGAGCACAAGGAGGUUGCAGUGGAUGAGUUUCUGCCUUCGAAAACUGCUUUUGACGCCAUUCAGUACUCCAUGGACCUUUAUGGUGAAUACAUCAUGCAAACCUUAAAGAAAUAGAUGGCCAUAUGGUGGACCGAUUGAUGAUUGAUAAUGCGGAUGCUGAUGCUGAUGGUUCAGCGUUGGGUGGUUUUCUUCUUUUUGUUACCUUUUAUUAAUUAAUGGGUUAGAUUGUAUCUUUGUUAUCUUUCCCUAUAAAUAGAGUUGAUAUGUCGAUGGAUCAUUUAUUAUAUAUUUCUGAGUAAA
Lactuca virosa is the source of this 801-nucleotide messenger RNA. The record is from the annotation of a GenBank genome assembly. NCBI's taxonomy places the organism in Eukaryota, Viridiplantae, Streptophyta, Magnoliopsida, Asterales, Asteraceae.